Symbiodinium necroappetens is the source of this 1440-nucleotide messenger RNA. The record is from the annotation of a GenBank genome assembly. NCBI's taxonomy places the organism in Eukaryota, Dinophyceae, Suessiales, Symbiodiniaceae.
AUGGGCGCAUGCGCUGCCUGCUUCCGCCCGGCACGGCACCAGGUACCCAAAGAAACCUUCGCAAAGGCCAAGGUGGAUCUCGUGAAGGCUUGCCGAAACAUGAUCGACUUCCUUCAGGAGGUUGACAAGUAUCCCUGCCUGUACGCGAACCAGCAGGUGCUUCGACAGGCGGUCCAGCGCUACGAGGACAUAUGGCUGCCACUUCUGGCCAAGAAAGAUCCUCAAGCACGGCUAGUGCCACCCCUCGAUGUGGAGUGGGUCUGGCACUGCCACAUGCUAUGCCCAAAAGCCUACCGAGAGGAUGCUAUGAACAUAACGGGGCUCUCAGAACCGCCCGAUCAUGCUUUGAUGCCACGAACGGGCAAGGAGUUCACGUCCGCGGAGUCCCUCACGAGCAAGCUGUGGGAGAAGGCUGGUGGCGGGAACUACGAUAUCAGGACGACACUGCAAAACGCGCCGCUUCAGGCUAGCUACGAGGGCAAUGCCAGUGGCAAGAGCAAGUACGACAUCGUGGCAGCAGCUGAGAGGCAGAUGGCCUUCUACUACCAGGUGGCGGUGAUGCCUCACUAUCGUGACCAGUACUUCUUGGAGCUGGCUGUUGAGAGAUAUUUGGACAGGUUCCUGGAGCUGAAGCGACGGCGGCCAAAGGAUUUCUGGGUUCCCACCUACGACAUUGACUGUGUGUGGCACGCUCACCAGCUACACCCUCACAACUACGAGGAGGAGACCACCCGACUGUGUGGGGCCAUGCUGCCGCAUGACGACAGUGUCAACGACAGAUCGGAAGGCUCUCGCCUGAACAACCGCUGGGAGGAGACGAAGGCUGCUUGGAACCAGGAGUUCCCCAAAGACAGUGCCAUGACUCGGGGGGGCAUGUACCGAGGCCUCGUGACCAUUGCCGAGAGGCAAUACCGAGAGCAACAGUGGAGCUUGCUUCGCACGGCUGGUGCUGCGGCUCAGAACAUCACCCUGGAGGCGCCAUGGGGCGUCACGAACGGACCUGAGGCUGGGAUACCCUGGGUGCAUCGCAAGGACGCAGCUGGUGGGCUCUACGGCCUCCGGCGAUUCUCGAAGUUUGGGGAUCUCUGCGCUCAAGUAGUUCACGGCCGGGCCCAACAACAGAGUUUCAGCUACCUGGAGGUGGUGGCGAAUGCUGAAAAGUCUGUGCCCCUCGUGACGGCGCAUGCCGUGGAGUCAGAUCAGCUGCCAGGUGAGGGACAGCUGAGCUAUGGAUCCAAGUGUCCCACACUGAAGGCGGGACAGAUGGCAUACCUUCUCCGCGUGGCGGGCGAAGACGUGGCCGUGGUAGUGGGCGAGUGGGUAGCCUGGCGGGCUUCCAGCUCCCAGUUCGCGGUGUUCCUGGCACACCUGGCAUUUCCGGGGACCGUGGUACAGGUCGGCGAGGCGUGGCAGGCACCCGCGGCAUCAAAGGGAAGCUAG